Molecule: messenger RNA, 1398 nt
Organism: Chrysochloris asiatica (Cape golden mole)
Lineage: Eukaryota; Metazoa; Chordata; Mammalia; Afrosoricida; Chrysochloridae
Product: immunity-related GTPase family M protein 1-like
Exons: 1
Coding region: 1-1398 (465 amino acids)
Biological process (GO): defense response; cellular response to interferon-beta
Cellular component (GO): endoplasmic reticulum membrane
Molecular function (GO): GTPase activity; GTP binding
Source: RefSeq, a predicted model, not a curated record
AUGUGUUCAGAAGUGAAUUCUUUGGAUUUGGGAGGUGAUGAAAGAACACUCUUUUCCAUCACGCCGCUUUGUCCUCUCCUACUACUUCUACAGGUUACUCCAUUGCUGAUCGACAGGGCAGAGUCUCCUAUGGGCCCUCAAACUGUAUUAUCUGCAUCCUUCCCCAGUGUUGUGUCAUACCAUAAGGAUUGGGGUAUUUUAUCUGAGGCAGAGGCCAGGAAAACUCAGAAUGCCUUGCAAAAUGGGAACUUGCUGGAGGUGGUCUCUGCUGUCCUGGAAACUGUGAGAAGAGCAUCCAGUGUACCAGUCAACAUUGCUGUGACAGGGAACUCUGGGAAUGGCAUAUCCACGUUCAUCAAUGCACUUCGAGGCAUCGGCAAUGAGGAGGAGGACUCAGCUCCCACUGGGGUGGUAAGAACCACCCUAACACGUGCCCACUACUCAUCAUCCCAUUUGCCAAAUGUGGUGCUGUGGGACCUCCCUGGAUUGGGGGUUACCUCUCAGAGCCUGGAGGACUAUGUGGUAGAAAUGCAGUUUAAUGACUAUGACUUGUUUAUCAUCAUUGUGUCUGAACAAUUUAGCAUGAAUCAUGGGAUGCUUGCUAAAAUCAUUGAGAACAUGGGGAAGAAGUUCUAUAUCGUCUGGACAAAACUGGACAUUGACCUCAGAAGCACAACUCUCAAAGGAGAGCCACAGAAGAUUAUCAGAGACAGUAUCCUGGAAAAUCUCCAGAAGAACCGAGUAUCUAAGCCCCCUAUAUUCAUGAUUUCUAGCCAUGAAUCUUCAUGGCAUGAUUUCCCAAAACUCAGGGACACAUUGCAAAAGGACCUCUCUGAAAUUAGGUGCCAUGGCCCCUUACAAACCCUGUUGUAUAACUUUGAGAAGAUCAUUAAUGAUAAAGUGGCCUACUUUCAGAAGGAAAUAGCCACAAACUCUUUCCCUAAUAUUCAGAAUGCUGAUGAUUUGACAGAGUCUCUGAAUGUUUACCGGUUGUCCUUUGGUGUGCAUGAUGGAUCUCUCCGGCAGGUUGCACAGCGCAUGGGCAAAGAAUCAUUGGAGUGCACUGCUAUCACGAAGUCCCAGGAUCUACCAGCUUUUGUCAGAGGGGACUGGGCACUGAAAUUCAUGUCUUGUAUAUUGCUGAAGAUAUGCCUCUGUAUUCUCAGCUGGUUCCCACUCUUAGGUGGUUGGGUUGUCCAUUUUGAACAUUUUGUUAGACGAAGGAAACAGAAGCGUGUUCUUGAGAUCGUUGCUGAGUACACUAAGACUGUCCUGAGAAAAAUCCUGAAAGAUUCAUUAUCUCAGGCUAGGAACCAGCAUGGGAACAGUACCACAGGCUCUUUUUCUGGUGGUAGCCACAAUAACUGGGUUUCCUUUUCUCAGGUCAAAGAGAUUUAG